CUUUUUAAUUUUCUUUUUUUUCAGACAAAGCUUUAUUUUUCGUGCAUGAAAGGGAAGAAUUAAAAAUAUAAGAACUGAGACGAAAAUCACAUUUCUUUCCAAAAUGACUGAUUCGGUGGUAGUCAAAGAAGGGUUACUACACAAGCGAGGAGAGCACAUCAAAAACUGGCGACAGAGAUACUUUAUCCUGAAGUCAGAUGGACAGUUCCUGGGGUUUAAAUCUAAACCAAAUAUUCCCCAAGAAAUGUCCGAUCCUCUCAACAAUUUUACUGUCAAAGGUUGUCAGAUAAUGCAGGCGGAGAGACCUAAACCAAAUACAUUCCUCAUCCGUGGUCUUCAGAUGACAACAGUCGUAGAGAGAAUGUUUCACGUAGAGACUCCUCAAGAAAGAAAAGAGUGGAUUGAGGCAAUAGAAUCAGUUAAACGAAAACUGGAGGAUAACCCCGAGGGAGGAGAGGAGGAGGAGGAGACAGGAGAUUCAGAUCCAUUGGAGAAAUUCUUCGCAAAGAGAGGAGAGAAGCAACAUAAGUCUGGGAAGAAGAAAGUGACUUUUGAAAAUUUCGAGUUCCUGAAAGUGCUCGGGAAAGGAACUUUUGGGAAGGUAAUCCUGUGUCGAGAGAAGACGACUUCACAUCUUUACGCCAUUAAAAUUUUGAAAAAGGAAGUUAUCAUCAAGAAAGACGAGGUUGAACACACCCUGACAGAGAAAAGAGUUCUUCAAUCCACAAACCAUCCUUUUCUAACAAGUUUAAAGUACUCGUUUACCACCGAGGAUCGUCUUUGCUUCGUAAUGGAAUAUGUGAACGGAGGAGAGUUAUUCUUCCAUCUAUCUAAGGAGAGACAGUUCUCAGAGGAUCGUACCAAGUUCUAUGGAGCUGAAAUCAUCUCUGCUAUUGAUUAUCUUCAUAAACGUGGAAUUAUCUAUAGGGAUCUAAAGUUGGAGAACCUUCUUUUGGAUAAGGAUGGGCACAUCAAGAUAGCAGAUUUUGGAUUGUGCAAAGAAGAUAUUGAAUGGGGAAAAUUCACCAAAACGUUUUGUGGAACCCCAGAAUAUCUUGCACCAGAGGUGUUGGAGGAUAAUGAUUAUGGACGAGCUGUGGACUGGUGGGGGGUUGGGGUCGUCAUGUACGAGAUGAUGGUUGGUCGUCUUCCGUUCUACAAUAGAGAUCAUGACAAGUUGUUUGAGCUUAUACUGAUGGACGAGGUGAGGUUCCCCCGAUCUAUUAGUCCUGAGGCCAAGGAUCUGUUAAGCGGGUUACUUAUCAAGGAUCCUCUCCAGAGGCUGGGAGGAGGACAGGAGGAUGCAGAGUAAGUAAAGAGUCAGUUCGCAAAU
Messenger RNA from Eurytemora carolleeae, 1333 nucleotides. RefSeq names its product RAC-alpha serine/threonine-protein kinase (gene Akt). NCBI's taxonomy places the organism in Eukaryota, Metazoa, Arthropoda, Copepoda, Calanoida, Temoridae. The transcript is spliced from 14 exons. The record is from RefSeq and is a predicted model, not a curated record. Gene Ontology annotation, biological process: protein phosphorylation. Gene Ontology annotation, molecular function: ATP binding; protein kinase activity. Bases 104 to 1312 code for a protein of 402 amino acids.